AUGAUUGGUGGGUGUAUUGUCGAAGCUGGAUCAGAGCCGGAAUCUGGAACACUUCCCGACUCCACACCAAAAGACGAUGAUCAAGACGCUUAUUACAUCGACAAGUCAGGCAAGCGAAGAAGACGACGACGACGAAGACAUCCGUCGAAGCAGUCGGAGGGACGCAACGGACACACGCCAGCUCCCGACUCUUCUGAACAAGCUGGAUCAGAGCCGGAAUCUGGAACACUUCCCGACUCCACACCAAAAGACGAUGAUCAAGACGCUUAUUACAUCGACAAGUCAGGCAAGCGAAGAAGACGACGACGACGAAGACAUCCGUCGAAGCAGUCGGAGGGACGCAACGGACACACGCCAGCUCCCGACUCUUCUGAACAAGCUGGAUCAGAGCCGGAAUCUGGAACACUUCCCGACUCCACACCAAAAGACGAUGAUCAAGACGCUUAUUACAUCGACAAGUCAGGCAAGCGAAGAAGACGACGACGACGAAGACAUCCGUCGAAGCAGUCGGAGGGACGCAACGGACACAUGCCAGCUCCCGACUCUUCUGAACCUAAAUCUGAUGAAAUUCCUGAUACUGACUAUGAUGACAGUGCUGUUGAUAGAGCUAAACGAAAUUUACCUUUACGGAAAAGGUGUCGGUCAAAACGAAGAAUAUUCAGGAAUACCUCAGAUAGUGAUAUCAAUCCACUCUUGAAGAAGACUGUUGUGUACAGCCAAGGGCAACCAGAUGAUUCCAGGGAUGAUUACUAUGAUGAUGAGAUCGUGGAAACUACAUGGGUAGUCAAACUGGGAAACAAAAAAGUAACAAACAAAGAAAUGCUCGACUUCGUCAAUAGCCAGUUGAAGACCAACGAUUUAUUCCAAAAUGUCAUGAAUCAAAACAACAGCAACCCACUUGAUAAGUAUGAUGUGGAGACUGAAACAUCUUGGUUUACAAUGUCUAGAAAUGCAAAACUGAGCAAUGAAAAGAUCCUCGACUUUUUCAACCAGCAGACUGACUUGGAUCGAAUGCUCGGAAUGGCGUUCCCCACACAAACAGCAACACAACAACCAAUACAAGUGAUAUCCACAUCUAUUUGGUUCUCAGACGAUUUUGUCAAAGAAAUGAGCAAUUUGGAUGUUGAAGGGAUUCUGAAAACAUGUACUGAAUUUAACAAACUAUGCAAUUCAAACAGGAAAUCUGGUUCGUCGUCUGAUGGUGAGUUGUGUCCGUCAAAUACUUCCCGUAACUACUCGGAUUCGUAUAAUGUCUUUGGCUGUAUACAAACUACAUAUGUGAAAUAUGCGAUAUAG
This is a messenger RNA of Trichobilharzia regenti, 1296 nucleotides long. NCBI's taxonomy places the organism in Eukaryota, Metazoa, Platyhelminthes, Trematoda, Strigeidida, Schistosomatidae. The record is from the annotation of a GenBank genome assembly.